This is a messenger RNA of Uranotaenia lowii, 11989 nucleotides long. RefSeq names its product dynein axonemal heavy chain 6 (gene Dhc16F). Bases 16 to 11832 code for a protein of 3938 amino acids. The transcript has 17 exons. NCBI's taxonomy places the organism in Eukaryota, Metazoa, Arthropoda, Insecta, Diptera, Culicidae. Gene Ontology annotation, molecular function: dynein intermediate chain binding; ATP hydrolysis activity; dynein light intermediate chain binding. Gene Ontology annotation, cellular component: dynein complex. Gene Ontology annotation, biological process: microtubule-based movement. The record is from RefSeq and is a predicted model, not a curated record.
AAACAUUUUGUGAAAAUGGACAAGAAGAAUGGAAGUGUUAAAAAAUCAAACCUAAAAUUUGCCAAACCAAAGGCGGUUUUUCUAUCGGAUUCAAAUGAGGAACGAAAAAAACGUAUCGCGGCUCGAACACUCAAAUUGAAUCGACCGAAACCGCUGAACAUCGAAGAAUUGAUAGAGAAACGAGUGAAGGCUUUCAAGGAUAAUAGUUUCCUGUUUCUGACCUACGCUUACCCAAAAAGUAGUGAAUAUUUCGCCCCAUAUAGUUUUCUCGAAGUCCCCUUCAGUAAAGUUGAUAAACACGAGUAUUUUACAGUGAGCAGACAUGGAGUCACUUAUUGGAGCGACAAGGAGAACCAUUUCAGUCCACUGGACGAAUGGCUCAAAGAUUACGAUAAAUACAAAAGUCUGUCAAAGUUAACCUUUUUCCAGAAAUUUCGAAUCGCAAAAGCGUUACGCCACUGGAGGCAGAACAUCAAGUGGGAAAAAUAUACCAAUGCCCGACAUGUGCUGGCCACAAAUCUUUUCCUGGCACAGCCCAAGCUGGCCAAAGCUUUGCUCUAUCUGCGGGAGCAAUAUGAACUGCUGAUACAUUUCCGCUUUUUCGACAUUUCCGUAACGGAAAAUUGGCAUCUACCGUACUUUGUGGAAACUCAGAUGGUAACCUAUGAGCAGGUUCGCGAUAUGUUGUUCAAAUUCAACCGAAAAAUGAAAGACAUUUUAUAUGAAGCUUGUUGCAACACUUUAAUGGAUCAUGGAUUUUCGCCCCAAGAUGAAGCCCAAGGUAUCAGCAAUAAGAAGAAAAUUAAAGAUAUCAUGAGUUUUACGGAGAGAGCGAAUAAAAGGAGACUGUGCGCUAUGUUGGCCAGAUUUUUGGGUUACGUUGAUCAUACCAUGGUUCAUCUUCUGCAGCAUGUGUUAACGGAAUCUUUUCACAAUAUGGCCAGCAUUUUUCGAGGAUACUUUAUGGAAGAGCGACACGAUAAAUUGCCUUUCAUGACGGUUGAGCUUUUACUAAAACCUACAACAAUCGAGGUGGAUCCUUCAAGGGAAAUUACACUUAACUUCAUAAACCAAAUUUGUAUUAUGGUGGUGGAAUCCACCAGGAGUAUCGAGCGUUUUCAAAGUGAUCCUUAUUUCAAUCUUUUCACAGAACCCAUUAUAAUGGGGAGACAAGAAGAUCGACUUUGUGGAGCUCCUGCAAGUUUCAAUUUUUUGGUUGAGAACAAUAAGCAGUUUUUAGAAAACCUCAAAUCGAUCCCAGAUAACUUUCAACAAGCAUAUGACAUGAUUGAUGAAUACAUCGUUCAAUUCGAUAGAUUAAGAGAGAACUACCAGAAUGCAUUAGCCAUGGACCGGGAUUUGAUUCGAUACGAAACCGAUUUAUACACUUUACGGGCCUAUUGUGAGAAGUACAACUCAGAGUUGGCAGAUCUGGAAAAUGUGCAGAAAUCCGAACAACUAGGUUUGCUGUUGAUCAAACAAGCUAGUUUUCGGGAGGAGAUAAUACCAGUCUGUCAGGAAUUGCUUCUUGUAUUAGAGCAAACAUUGCCAAAACUGGCAUUGGAAAAGAUUGAUUACGUCGAACAAAAAGGCGAGGAGAUCUCAACUAAACUGCUUGUUGUCCCGGAGGAAACAAAUCAUUACAUUUAUUAUUUCAACUUCUUGGAAGUUUGUGAUGAACAGAUAGAAAACUUGGAAACUGAAUUGAAUUACGCCCACGAAGCUUUGAAAAUCAUGAAGAUUCAUAGCAUCCCUUUUAAGGAUGAAGACAAAGACAAAUAUUUGGAUAUGGAAGAGUUAUUGACAAAAAUUAAACAGAUAUUGGAUUUGAAGCGUGAGCAGAAGCAUGAACUGAUCAGUAAAUUUGAGCUUUGCCUUCAAACUGACAUAGCGAAGAUUUUUGUUGAGGUUGCUGAAAUAAGCGAAGAAGUGCUCAAGGAUUGGCUGUUAGAUAUCAAUUCAGAUCCUGCUCAGGUGCGUGAUUGUUUGAUCGAUUUAUCCGAAAGGUUAACAUCGUGUCAGCGGAAGGCUCAGGAAUAUCGAAAAUAUCAAAAAGAAUUUCGCCUGGAAGUUACUCGCUUCGAUAAGCUUGAUGUAGUAAUUCACGAAGUGAAACUUCGACAAACGUUAUGGGAUAGCGUACAGCAAUGGAGUGAUAGCGUUGUCUUGUGGAGUGAAAUCAAAUUCAACGAACUGAAUGUGGACGAAGUAGAAGCUCUUAAUUUCAAAAUUCUCAAAAACUGCGCUAUGUUGGAUAAGAAUCUACCCAAAAACGAGAUCAUUCCUAAAUUGAAAGCUGAAGCCGAGGAAUUCAAAGAAAAAAUACCAGUUCUGACUUAUCUUAGAAACCCAGCGCUGAAAACUCGUCACUGGAUAAAAAUUGAACAAGUUUUGGAUAAGAGAAUUGCUGGAGAAGAUGAUAUUUACAUUCACACAUUUGAAGAAGCGCAUGCCUUCGAUGAAGAAGUGUCUAACGAGUUGAUGGAAGUUUCAAACAUGGCGAGUGCUGAAGCUGGUCUGGAAGCUCUACUGAACAAAGUUGAAAACUCAUGGAAGGAGUUGGAAUUAACGGUUGUCAGCCACAGGGAUGCUCGAGAUGUGUUCAUUCUGGCCGGUGUCGAUGAGAUUCAAACAAUUUUGGAUGAUUCUAGUAUUAAUAUAUCUACUAUAGCUGCAUCCAGGCAUGUUGGUCCAAUAAAGGCCAAAGUAGAUGACUGGACUCGACAGUUGGAUCUGUUCUCUCGAACAUUAGACGAAUGGAUGUUAUGUCAACAGUCAUGGAUUUAUCUAGAGGCCAUUUUCUCUGCGCCAGACAUUCAAAGACAGCUUCCACAGGAAACUCAGAUGUUUUUGCAAGUAGAUAAAAGCUGGAAAGAUCUUAUGAGACGCGCUCAGAAAUCCCCAAUGGCACUGAAUGCAAUGACCACCGAAGGGGUAUUGGAGCAACUUCAAAUAAAUAAUGUCCUGCUAGAAAAGGUUACCCGGUGUCUAGAGGCAUAUUUGGAAGUCAAGCGAAUGGCCUUUCCAAGAUUUUACUUUCUUUCCAACGACGAAUUACUUGAGAUUCUCGCUCAAACAAAAAAUCCACAUGCGGUGCAACCUCAUUUGAGAAAAUGUUUCGAUGCUAUAGCUCGAAUCGAAUUUGGUAAAAAGAAAACGGAAACAGGAGAAACCAUUAUGACGAACGAUAUAGUGGCCAUGAUAUCACCAGAGGGCGAAAGAUUGACUUUUGGAGUGGGCUUGAAAGCUCGUGGAGCAGUUGAAGAUUGGCUUUCUAAGGUAGAAGAAGCGAUGUUUCUAGCAGUGAAGAGAUACAUGAGACUGGGGUAUCGAACCUACCAUACCAAAGAUCGUUCCUUUUGGAUGCAAGAACAUCCUAAUCAGAUUGUCUUGACAGUAUCGCAGCAACAGUGGUGUGCCGAAGUUCAUGCCAUUUUGGAUGGUGAAGGAAAUGUUCUAAAUAAUAUGGAACAAUUCAAAAAUAAAUUAGUAAAGGAUCUAGCCAUUUUGGCGGCCAUUGCAAGAACCAAUAUUUCGAAACUGGUUCGAAAGGUUUUGUGCGCAUUGAUUACCAUUGAUGUGCAUGCGAUGGACACUAUAAGCCAAAUGAUCGAUAAACAAGUGACAAGAUCAACGGAUUUUGAGUGGUUGAAAAUGCUUAGAUAUUACUGGAUUAUUGAAUCUGAUCUCGUGCAUACGAAAAUGGCAUCGGCUAAUUUGCCAUAUUUCUAUGAAUAUCUAGGCGCGGGCGGAGUUCUGGUCAUUACUCCUCUCACUGACAGAUGUUACCUAUGUCUUAUGGGGGCAUUACAGAUGGAUUUAGGAGGUGCCCCUGCAGGACCGGCCGGCACAGGAAAGACAGAAACAACCAAGGAUUUGGCAAAAGCUCUCGCUAUACAGUGCGUCGUCUUCAACUGUUCCGAUGGAUUAGAUUACAAAAUGAUGGGCCGAUUUUUCACGGGUUUAGCACAAUCGGGAGCGUGGUGCUGCUUUGAUGAAUUCAAUCGCAUAGACAUAGAAGUGCUUUCAGUUAUCGCACAACAACUCAUUACAAUUCGUAACGCAAAAGCAAUGAAAAUGAAACGAUUCAUGUUUGAAGGGCGUGAAAUCCGACUGAAGCCGUCGUGUGCCGCCUUCAUCACAAUGAAUCCCGGAUAUGCGGGCCGUACAGAACUUCCCGAUAACCUGAAGGCACUUUUCCGUCCAAUAUCUAUGAUGGUUCCCGAUUAUGCACUGAUAGCUGAGGUUAUUCUGUAUUCAGAAGGCUUCGAAGCAUCCAAAGUGUUGGCGAAAAAAAUGAUACAGAUGUACAAACUCUGCAGCGAACAGCUUAGUCAGCAAGAUCACUACGAUUUCGGAAUGCGAGCCGUGAAGAGUGUGUUGGUCAUGGCAGGAGCACUGAAACGUGCUUCACCAGAUCAAUCUGAAGACAUAACCCUGAUUUGUGCACUGCGGGAUUCGAAUUUACCAAAAUUCCUGGCGAAUGAUGCGAUACUUUUCAAGGGCAUUCUAGGGGAUCUGUUCCCUGGUAUUGAUUUACCAGACCCUGAACGAGGCAAUCUGCAAACAGCAAUCGAGGCGUGCAUGAGUGACAAGAACCUACAGAUUGUGCCAGAUUUAGUUGUCAAAACUCUUCAAUUGUACGAAACCAUGGUCGUUAGAUGGGGUGUCAUGUUGGUGGGACCAACUGGUAGCGGCAAAACAUCCGUACUUCAUGUCCUGGCAAGUGCCCUCGAAAAGCUGUAUCAUGACAUGGUAGAUGGACCAUAUUAUAGACCCGUUAACAUACAAACGCUGAACCCGAAAGCAAUCAGUAUGGACGAGUUGUAUGGAUUUGUAAACUUAGCAACAAUGGAAUGGAAGGACGGUCUUCUUGGCCUCGCCAUUCGAGCAGCAGUUAAUGUGAUCGAGGAGGAGCAUCAAUGGGUAGUUUGCGAUGGACCAGUAGAUGCUGUUUGGAUAGAAAAUUUGAACACCGUCUUGGAUGAUAAUAAAAUGCUUUGUCUUGCGAAUUCAGAACGAAUAAAACUGACCAGUUGGGUGCAUAUGGUUUUCGAAGUUCAAGAUUUGUGCCAAGCAUCUCCAGCAACUGUAUCCAGAUGCGGCAUGGUGUAUCUGGAUCCACUUCAUUUGACGUGGUCUGCUCUAAUAACUUCUUGGUUGGAUACGGUUGAGUCUUGUUAUUUGGAUGAUGAUUUGAAGGAGCACAUUCAGUUUUUGUAUCAGCAGUAUCAUGAGGGUAUGACAAAAUAUUUGAAUCGAAAGUGCCGAUGGAGUAUCGAUCAGGUGAACAUUAGCAAAUUAACUAUGAUGACUAAACUUAUGUUUUUGAUACUGAAAGCAACACAAGGAAUUAAUUUGAUGGAACGUGGAGACGCUAAAAGUUAUGUAUUUAAACUAUGGACGUGGUGUUUGUUGUGGUCGUUUGCAGGAAAUCUUAUGGAUGAUUCGAAAGUAGGUUUUGAGAAGCAUUUAAGGAACUCGUUUCAGGAAGGAGAUGCUGCCUUGUUACCCGAAGGCACUCUAUGGGACUACAGAAUCAAUCCAGAUAUCAAAAACUGGGAAAGCUGGUCUAAUAUCCACCCAAAGUUCAAUUAUAAUCCAAAUGUUCCGUACUUUGAUCUACUGGUGCCUACGUUAGAUACUACCAAAUAUGGUUAUGUUGCUGAUAUGCUGUUAAGGGAUCAGUCUCCUGUUCUAUUCACCGGAGAUACAGGAGUAGGAAAAUCUGUACUAGCAAGAGACAUUCUGAACAAACUAAUGCAGUCGAAUGUUAUUCCCAUUUUCGUAAAUUUCUCUGCCCAAUCUGGAAGUGCUCGUACUCAAGAAAUCAUAGAAUCAAGACUUGAGCGUCGUAAAAAGACUCUUUUGGGAGCACCGAUCAAUAAAAAGAUCAUCAUUUUUAUCGACGAUGUGAAUAUGCCCAAACUAGACACCUACGGCAGUCAACCGCCGAUAGAACUUCUACGUCAAUUUUUGGAUUUCCACGGAGUUUAUGAUCGAGAUAAAAUGUACUGGAAAAGUAUAGUGAAUGUAACACUAGGAGCAGCUUGUGCACCACCAGGUGGCGGAAGGAAUGUUUUGACGCCUAGAUUCGUUCGUCAUUUUGCUUUGCUCUCGUUAUCAACACCCAACAGUGAUACGAUGAAAACUAUAUUCAAAGAAAUUUUAUCAGGGUUUCUUGGUGAUUUUUGCCUCGCCAUACGUCCAUUAGCGGAACCACUCAUUGAAGCUGCAGUAUCUGUUUAUGAACGCAUAUCCGAAGAAUUGUUGCCAACUCCAAAAAAGUCUCACUACGUUUUCAAUUUACGAGAUCUAUCGAAGUGCGUUCAAGGUAUAUUACAGGCCGAUUCAUCUGCUUACGCAAGUCCAUUACAAAUGAUGAGAUUAUUUUACCACGAAGCUUCACGCAUAUUCUAUGAUCGCCUGAUAAGUUUGGAAGAUAAAUCGUAUUUCAAGAAAUUGCUGCAGGAUUGCUGUGACAAAUACUUCGAAAUGACGGUUGUACAUCAAAACGAAACUCUUCUAUUUGGAGACUUCAUGGUCUACGGUCAAGCCGUGGAAGAUCGGGUAUAUGAAGAGAUUAAGGAUUCUAAGAAACUCAAAAAUAUUCUCAUAGAUUAUCUCGAGGAUUACAACUCGAUGGGAGGAAAAGAGAUGAACUUGGUGUUUUUCGGAGAUGCGAUUGAACAUGUGGUACGCUUGGCUCGAUUAUUGCGUUCGGAAAGAGGAAAUGGGUUAUUGGUUGGCGUUUCUGGAAUGGGAAAGCAAAGUUUGUCUCGACUGGCGGCCCAUAUUAAUGGUUAUCAAUGUCAUCAAAUAGCAUUGCGACGAGGUUACGACCAUACUUCAUUCCAUGAGGAUUUAAGAAAAAUUUACUGGAUAGCGGGAGUUUUAAAUAGUCCAUUAGUUUUUCUGAUAACUGACACUCAAAUCGUGAAGGAAGAAUUCAUGGAAGACAUAAAUAAUAUUCUGAACUCUGGCGAAGUUCCAAAUCUUUUUGAAGGAGAUGAAUAUGAAAAAAUUAUUUUAAACACUCGCCAGCCUUGCAUAGAAAGCGGUUUUCCGAAUACAACUAGAGAUGGAAUUUUUGAAUUCUUUAUUAAACGAGUUCGUACCAAUUUGCACUUGAUCAUCUGUAUGAGCCCGGUAGGAGAUACUUUUAGACGCCGUUGUCGAAUGUUUCCUUCGUUGGUAAAUUGUUGCACCAUUGAUUGGUUUGUAAAAUGGCCAGCAGAAGCUUUACUAUCUGUAGCAAUCGGGUCGUUGAAAGAAGUGGCUGAGAACGAUACUCAAUGCAGACAUCUUGCCCAAGUGUGUGUCAUGAUUCACGAAAGUGUUGAAAUUAUCUCUGAGAGAUUCUUCAGAGAAAUGCGCCGACAUUAUUACACAACACCAAGCAGUUAUCUUCAAUUGCUGAACCAGUAUACUGUGCUGGUGCAUAGAAGAGUAGAGUUGAUUAUGCAAAAGAAAGACAGAAUUGCAAAUGGAUUGACCAAAAUUCUAGAAACGAAUGCUGUAGUAGCAGACAUGGGUGAAGAACUAAAACAGAUGGUACCCAUACUGGAAGAAAAAUCACGGAACAUGAAAGAGCUACUAGCUAAACUGGAUAAAGAUAAUAACGUUGCUAAAAGUGUAAAGCGCAGCGUCGGUAAAGAUGAGGCUGAAGCCAAAAUCAAAGCUGCUGAAACCCAAGAGAUUGCAGAUGAAGCAGCGAAGGACUUAGAAAUUGUGAUGCCCACAUUGAAAGCUGCUCAGGAUGCACUGAAAGCUUUGAAUAAGAAUGAUAUUAACGAACUAAGGGUGUUUCAAAAACCCCCUAGAUUGGUGCAAUUUGUUAUGGAAGCCGUAUGUAUACUUCUAGGGGCAAAAACGGACUGGAAUGCAGCAAAAAUUGUGAUGGCGGAUGUCAACUUUUUGAAAAAACUCGAAGAAUACGAUAAAGAACAUAUACCUGACACAAUAAUUAAAAAAAUUAAAACAUAUGUUGAACAUAAGGAUUUUCAGCCACAGAUUAUCGAAAAGGUUUCCAAAGUGGCUAAGUCAAUGUGCCUUUGGGUCAUAGCAAUUGAAAGGUUUUCCAAAGUUUACAAGGUAGUUGAACCGAAAAUAUUGAAACAAAAAGCCGCUGAAGAGGAAUUGAAACAAGUCAUGCAGCUGUUGAAAUCGAAACAGAACGAACUUGCCGAAAUCGAAGCUAAAAUACAAAUGUUGAUGGCCAAUUUGGAGGAAAAGCAACGGGAGAUGAAGGUGUUACAGGAUCAUAAUGAUUUGACUACGGCUCGCUUGAAUCGGGCUGGUAGAUUAACAUCUGCAUUGGCAGAUGAAGAAAUCCGUUGGCGAGAUACGGUUGAAGAACUAACAGCAGAACAAUUCGCCGUUCCUGGUGACGUUUUGGUUGCGUCAGCUUAUGUUGCAUAUUUAGGAGCAUUCCCAAUCGACUAUAGACGAGAACUGGCUACUGUGUGGGUAUCCGAGUGCAAGAAUUUGGAUAUCCCUAGCAGCAAAGAGUUCAACUUGAUCAAAAUAUUGGGCGAUUCAUAUCAAAUACGGCAAUGGAACAUGUACGGCUUGCCGAGAGAUGAAAUCUCGAUUGAAAACGCCAUUAUUUCAACACAAGGAGGACGAUGGCCUUUGAUGAUUGACCCUCAAGAGCAAGCCAACAGAUGGAUUCGUAAUAUGGAGCUCGGCAACGAUCUAAGAAUAAUUAAAUUGACUGAUGUAAACAUGAUGCGUAUUCUAGAAAUAUGCAUUCGUCAAGGAAUACCGAUGUUGAUCGAGGAUAUCCAAGAAACGCUGGAUCCAGUGUUGGAAAACGUUCUUUUGAAGCGUUUGUUUAUGCAAAAUGGGCGCCUUAUGAUCAAGCUGGGCGAUGUGGAUGUAGAUUACGAUCACAACUUUCGAUUGUUCAUGACCACAAAGUUGGCGAAUCCGCACUUUUUGCCCGAAAUUUGCAUCCAAGUUUGUUUGGUCAACUUUUUGGUAUCGAGAGCUGGACUCGAGGAUCAACUAUUGGCUGACAUCAUUAAAAUAGAGCUCCCGGAAAUGGAAAGACAACGCAAUGAUCUGAUAGUGCGUAUAAACGCAGACAAGCAACAACUGCUAAUGUUGGAGGACAAAGUACUGAAAAUGUUGUACAGCUCACAAGGCAACAUUCUAGACGACGAGGAGCUUGUCGAUGCUUUGAACGAAUCUAAAGAAACUUCUAUGGUCAUCGCAGAUCGUUUAAUAGAAACAGAAAAGACAGAAACGGCCAUCGCCGCAACUCGGGAAAAUUAUCGUAUUCUAGCAGCACGCGGUGCAGUCCUCUAUUUUGUGGUGUCCUCAUUGGCGGAAAUCGAUCCCAUGUAUCAGUUUAGUUUACGAUACUUUUCCUUGGUUUACUGUUCGGUGAUAGCGAAGCCUUGUGAAAGGAUGGAACUUCGCGAAAGAUUGCGAACUUUGCUGGAUGAUAUUACAUUCACCGUUUUCUCCAACAUAUCUCGGGGAUUGUUGGAAAAACACAAACUAUUGUUUGGGUUUUUACUAUCCUUUGCCGUCUGCAAGGAAGUAAAUGAAUUCUCAGACGAUCAAUUUUUCUUCAUACUUCGUGGCCCGACAACUCGGAACUAUUCAUUGGCUGAAAAACCCGAAUAUGUAACAGACAACGCGUGGUACAAUUGUCGUUUUUUGGAGGAUAAUUUCGAAAAUUUCGCAGGAUUGUCUAGCCACCUAAACUCUUCAAUACGAAUACAAUUGCAAGAUUAUGUAGAAGAGUUAUCUCCUGCACCAAAGAUUAUAGAACCUUACAAAAAUUUCAACCAAAUAUUAAGCCCUGCUGAAAAACUGAUGUUCAUAGCUGCGUUGAAAGAAGAGAGUUUAGUAAUAGCUAUAACCGAUUUUAUCCGCUUUAAACUUGGAAAACAAUUUACUGAGCCCCCAAAAAAUACAACUUUACCGCAGCUAUAUAUGGAUAUUUCAUCAACAACGCCACUUGUUUUUGUGCUCUCGCCAGGAUCUGAUCCUAUGACUGCAUUGAUCAAAUUUGCGCAGGAGAAGGAGUUUGGAGAAAAACUGUAUUCUAUUUCAUUGGGGCAAGGCCAAGGACCGGCAGCAGAAUCUCUAAUACAAAAUGGCACUAAACAUGGCCAUUGGGUGUUCCUUCAAAACUGCCAUCUUGCAACAUCCUGGAUGGAAUCAAUGGAAGUAAUUGUUACUAACAUAGUCAUGGGUCUACAGCCAGCGCACGCUGAUUUUCGUCUAUUCUUAUCAUCAAUGCCAGCGAAAACUUUUCCUAUAAGCGUUCUGCAAAAUUCUGUGAAGGUUACAAAUGAACCUCCAAAAGGGCUGCGAGCCAAUCUGAUACGUUCAUUGAACGAUUUGAAUGUUGGCGAAUUUGAAAUGCAUGUUUUAGGCCAACAUUGGAGAAGUAUGAUUUUUGGUUUGUGUAUGUUCCACGGAAUUAUUCUUGAGAGGCGAAAGUUCGGACCUCUGGGAUGGAAUAUAACUUACGAAUUCAACGAAAGCGAUCGAGAAUGUGCUUUACGCACUUUAGAUAUCUAUUGCGAAAGAGAAAUCAAAGCUCCAAUACCGUGGGACGCUUUAGUAUAUAUCAACGGAGAGAUUACAUACGGCGGCAGAGUAACGGAUAGCUGGGAUCAGAGAUGUUUAAGAUCUAUUUUGAAAAUAUUUUCCUCUGAGGGCAUACUCGUAGAAAAAUAUAAAUAUAGCGAAAGUGGUCUCUAUUAUUGUCCUGAAGCCCGUUCCCUAGAAGAAUAUAAGACCUACGCAAACAAUCUACCUAUUCACGAUCCUCCAGAAGUCUUCGGCAUGCAUGAAAAUGCCAAUAUAAUUUUCAACAAAAACGAGACUCGCUUCUUCGUUGAAACACUUCUUGAUAGCAUAAGUGGAGGUGAAUCGUUGAGCGAAGCAGCAGCUGCCCAGCAAGAUAAAAAUUGUCUCGAAAAAAUCCAAAGUAUCAGAACAGCUAUUGCCAAAGCUAUCAACAUCGACAACCCUUACCCCGAUUUGAUGAAACGAGACAACAAAAACCGCAUACCUUCUCUAAGUACCGUUUUACUGCAAGAAAUCGAAAGAUUCGACAAACUACUAAAUGUUAUACAUAUGAGUUUGAACGAUCUAGAAAAGGCUAUACAGGGAUUCGUGGUAAUGUCGGAAAGUUUGGAAACUAUUUAUAAGGCGUUCACAAACAACCAAGUCCCUGGCCUGUGGCAUACGAAUGGAUUUUUGUCAACUAAAUCGCUGGGAAGCUGGAUUUUCGAUUUCCAACAACGAAUCGAAUACAUCCAGAACUGGUACGACGAUGGCCUUCCAAUUUCUUCUUGGAUUUGUGGUCUGUUCUUCCCGCAAUCAUUUCUGACCGGUACUCUUCAAACUUAUGCUCGGAAAAACGAUAUUCCCAUCGAUACACUGAGGUUUGAUUUCGAUGUCAUGAAUUGCAAGCUCAACCAACAGGACAUCUACGAAAGACGAACACGAGGACAGAAGAGCAACUCGCUGUUCGAAGAUCUCAAGGUACCUAAUUAUGGAAUACUGAUUCACGGACUUUUCAUCGAAGCCGGAAAGUGGGAUCUAAAGGAAGGUGGUUUGUGUGAUCCACGUGUGGGCGAGCUAGUGUCGCGAUUGCCUGUAGUUUGGUUGAAACCUUGCACCGAACUCGAGGUUGGGCAUCGUUACGAGACACCGUUGUACAAGACAAGCGUGAGAGCCGGCGUUUUGUCUACCACCGGUCAUUCGACAAAUUUUGUGCUGUCUAUUCUGUUGGACUCGCAAAAAUCUUCAGAUCAUUGGAUUUUACGAGGCACUGCCCUCGUUACUCUUAUCAGUGACUAAGAGCGAGUAAAGUAUCGAUGUUGGCUUCGACCUCUUUGACAGCUUUCAUAGCGUGUGCGUUCCUGGUGAUCACUUCAUGAAUCAUAACUUUUUGAGUGGUUCUAUAAAAAAUAACCUUAUUUUAAUAUCGAUCGUUUUUCUAAGAAUAUUCAAUAAA